Molecule: messenger RNA, 663 nt
Organism: Theobroma cacao (cacao)
Lineage: Eukaryota; Viridiplantae; Streptophyta; Magnoliopsida; Malvales; Malvaceae
Source: RefSeq, a predicted model, not a curated record
UCUCCCUAUCUUCUUUCUCCCAAGAGCAGUCAUCGUUGAACCGGAAUUUCGAGGGGUUGCCGUCGUUCCUGUUGCCACUAUCGGUUGUCGGUAACUAAUGCUCGUCCUUGAACCUAAUUCAUGAGUGAUUGUGCUGUUUCAUGGGGUCUAAAAUGCAAGCCAUCAUCACACUUUUUGACUUGUGAGUCUGCAACUUCUUGUACUUGUCAAGCUAUUCGCCUGAUAAGAUUGUUGAAGGAACGACAAUUGUCACGAGAGGAAUUUGCGGAGAUUUACAUUAACAACAAGUCCGCACAAGCACUUGUUCAAAACGUACCCAGUCCCAAAUUAUGGAGGCUUGAUUUGCAAAAUGCCUUUCAAUGGAGCUGUUCAGUGUUCACUGGAUUUGGUCUUUCAAAAUCAACAAUGAAAAGCUGCCCAUAUGGAUUUGAUCUUUUAAAAUUGAAGAUGAGAUGUGUGGGAUCCAUUUCUCCUGCCACUUCCUCUGCUACUACCAUUAUGUUUAGAAUUACAAGUGUUCUUACUGAAAUUAAGAAUGCCCUGCAAACAAAUGACUUCUGGCCUUUCAAAACCCACCAUUGGCGUUGCAUAUGUUGCGGCCUUUAUAUCUCCAAAGAAGUCGUCAUAAAGGAAGAAUGUUAGAUUGUGGUGUAAUUUUUAAGA